This is a messenger RNA of Purpureocillium lilacinum, 768 nucleotides long. RefSeq lists its product as uncharacterized. Gene Ontology annotation, molecular function: sequence-specific DNA binding; DNA-binding transcription factor activity, RNA polymerase II-specific. Gene Ontology annotation, biological process: positive regulation of transcription by RNA polymerase II. The record is from RefSeq and is a predicted model, not a curated record. Lineage: Eukaryota; Fungi; Ascomycota; Sordariomycetes; Hypocreales; Ophiocordycipitaceae.
AUGGAUGCUACUACCGCGGACCAUAGAGCCGUGACUGAAGCAUUUGUGCAUCUGCAGCCACCGUUGCUUCCGCCCCCGUCGCUGGCCGGCCCAACAGCAGCAACGGAGCAACCACCAACAUUUGCGCGGGAGCUUCAGACCCUCUCGCUUGGAGCUGCCGCGGAACGUCACCUAGGGUCAACAUCUGGCUUAUCAUUCGCCAAGAUCACGCAGAAGACUUUGAAGCGACUGACACCAGAUAAGGCGGACUUUGUCUUUGCUCCAAACCAAGAAGACGUAGCCGGAGCGUCUUUCUUCAACUUCAAUUCGCCAUCUGACGUAUUCAACGACAGCCUUUAUCAAGACUUGAGCGAGUCAAUCUCCAUCCACCCAGUUUUGUUCGGUGAUCUGUUCCUAGCCGACCACGCAGUGAUGACUCCUAAUGUUGGGGAUCUAGCUUGGCCAAGCGACGAGCAGCACGUCCAACACCUCGUGAAUUUCUACUUUGCUCACUCACACACAUUGUAUCCCAUUUUAGACCAGGAAGAGGUCUUGGGAACGCUGGGGAAGAUCCGCGGAAAGCCCCAUGAGCUUGCCAACCACUCCGCUUUGCAGAACUUUAGACUGUGGAUGAUUCUGGCCAUUGGCUCCACCGCGUACUCGUCCCUCUCGCUGACGGAGGAGUCGGAGUCAAUGGGGUACUACGAAAAGGCUUUACAGUAUGCUGAUCAGGCCCUGGAGCAAGACGAAAUGGUGCAUGUGCCCACCGACAGCACAAAACUCGGCUGA